UUACGAGGUUUUAAAAAUGUGUGCUUUUAGAUUCUUCAUACGAGCGGUCAAAUAGAUAUUUUGUGUGACGCAUUGAGGGAUGUCCCAAAAAGAACCAACGUCUCGCUGUUUCUAUUAUGAAGGAACUUAAUCGGCAGGCAUCAAAAGAUUAUUAUCUUUUCGGACAAAAUCGAAAGAAUUUUUCGUUACAUGAUCCAUGUCCUAAUCCAAUUCUUGUCGAGCACUUUGGUGAUCUGCUGCUUAGAGUUCAUGAGUGUAACAAGCAAAAUGAUCGACGAUGCGGCGUAUAAUUCAAUCUGAUACGACUUCAAACCCAACGAGUUUCGUUUGCAAGCUCGUUCUGUUUAUGAUACUGAGAUCACAAAGGAGGCUUACUAUUAUAAUCGGAAAGAUUAUGGAUCUGUCGCUAGAAGGAUUUACGAACGUAAGAUUCCAACACUGAAUUUUCCGUUAAUAAAAUUCUUAUCUUGAUAUUAUACGCUGACUAAAGUAAAUCGAGUCUUUGCGGCAUAAUUUCUUGCUCGAGAGACUUGUUAAAGUUUCACUUUUGGAGCGAUUAAGGAUGAAUGGAUUCUACAGUUCCGGAAUAAUUCAGUUCGUCUCAAACAGACUUGGAAAGAAAAGAAAUAAACUCAUACUAAAAGCUGAUUUGCACUUUCAGAAGGUGACGCUAUCUGUUUGGUGGGGUUGUAAGGCAGUAAUCCUUUUUUUCGCUCCGUUGGCGAAACGAUUCAUUCCGAAAAGUACCGUUAACAGUUGGAUAAUUUGAAAGAAACAAUCUACAGGAGAAGCAUUCGGGCAUUCAGAAGGCCAUUGUUUAUCACCACGAUAACGCAAGACCUCACACUUUGAUGUAAACUCAGCGCAAACUUAGACAGCUGAAUUGAGAUCUUCUAUUGCACCUUCAUCCUGACAUUGCACCAUCAGAAGAUUAUCACUUCUAGUCAUUGCAGAACACUUUGUAAUGAAAAAGAAACUUUGAUCUUUUGAGGUCUUAAAAAAUAUAUAUUUCAAAGCUUUUUGACAAAAAAUCGCGCGAAAUUGUUUGGUCAAUUAAAUAUUUUUGUAUAAUAUGACAGAUGAGUUUUAAUAAAAAAUCGGGUAUGAACAUUUUGCACUCUAAAUACUCUUUAGUACAAAAGAAACGCGAAACGCGUCUACAGAAAUAUGACCGUACAAUAUAUUGCCCGUCACAUUUUCGUUCAUUUUUAUCUCGAUGUUCGUUUUACGUCUUUCAGUAUAUUUAAUGCCUUUCUUGAAAGAGCCAUUAUUCUAGAACCGCGCUCGCUCCUGCGCAGAUCGUAAGUAGAAAAGCCGUCUCUUGCAUUUUUCAAGCAACUAAUUUGUCCCAUCUGCGACAUUUUUUUACGAUAGAAUAAGACAGCCAUUACGCGCUGCGGUCGCAAUCAUUUCUCGAUUGUUGCAAUUUUAAUCCCCUCUGUUUCAUGCAAAUUGCCGUAACUUUUGUUUCCAGUUGGUCGCAAUUGAUCGGUGAUUACCUCGCUGCGUUUAGUCAGCGACCCUUGCGUGAUCAACUUGCCGCUCUAGAGUCGUUUUAAAAUCAUACGCAGCCUUUUGGUAUUAAUCCGUGACUUUACGACGUUAGCAGGUACCGAAAAGUACCUCGAGUUACAUUUUCGCCAGAUAUAAUAACGCAAAUGUCGAAAUUCUGGUCAAAUUUUACGUAGCAGUGGAUACAAAUUGGUAUACCGGUAUAUAGGUAUAAAAUUGUAAGAUGUCACAACGCGAUAGAAUGACGGGUAUAAGCACAGCUAUUUCUCUUUCGGUGCAAAUCGGUCUUCGAAUUAUCGGAUUUUGGCCUAAUACGCCAUGCGCGCUGUUGUUUCGGUGCCUUUGGAUAUUGACCAUCGGCGUAGUGCAGACUUAUCAGUACUGGUGGCUCGUUAUCCACUUCAGAACUGACGACAUGUCGUACUUGAUGGAAAGUUUAAGUGUCACCAUCGAGUAUACCGUGAUGUCUCUGAAACUGAUUAUUUUAUGGUUUAAUACUCGUAUAUUUUACGACGCUCUAGCUGCGAUGGCUGCAGACUGGAAGGAAGCCACCAACGACGAAAUGCACAUCAUGACGAGCAAGACAAACUUGUCGCGACGCAUUUCUAACGUGAUCAUCGGGCUUCAUUCAGCAGCGGCAUGUUGCUUCGGCAUCGAGGUACUCGCAUCCCAUACCGAUGAUUACGAUGCCGACGGAAUCGAGACGCCUGUUCGCGCGUUUACGCUGCAACUACAGCUCCCAAUGCAGUGUAACGAAUCGCCGCUGUACGAGCUCGUUAUGUGUCUGGAAUUCCUUCAUCAACUGGCAUCUUCCACUGUAACCGGCGUACUUAACUCUCUGCUCGUUACGUUAAUUCUUCAUACGAGUGGUCAAAUAGAGAUUUUAUGUGACGCAUUGAGGGAUAUAUGUCCCGUGAAGAACAAUGAACAGCUAAGUUUCUCUAUGAAGGCAUUGAUCGGCAAGCAUCAGAGGAUCAUCAUCUUUUCGAAUAAAAUCGAAAGAAUCUUCUCUUAUAUAGCGCUAAUUCAAUUCUUGUCGAGCACAUUAUUGACCUGUUGCGUAGGAUUCACGGUCAUAACGUCGAUCAACACGAUGCAAGACUCGGAUACAAUCGAUAGCGCGGCAUUAAUAAAAGCUAUAGUGUUUUACGUGGCUGCUGCGGUAGAGGCGUUUACCUUCUGCUAUUGCGGAGAAUAUCUCAGUGCCAAGAGCAAAAUGAUCGGCGACGCGGCGUACAAAUCAAUCUGGUACGACUUUAAACCUGAUGAGAGCAAGUUCGUCCUACUUAUAAUAUUGAGAUCACAAAGAAGGCUUACCAUUACCGCCGGAAAGAUCAUGGACCUGUCGUUAGAGGGAUUCACGAGUGCGAUAGGACGCGCGAGCACGGUCAGCGAGUCGGUCGAAGCAGGCCUACGUUUCAUCGGAAUGUGGCCGCGUUGCGUAUACGCGAAUAUCAACUGGUGGAGUUAUAUUUUGUCGGUGGCAAUAGUGCAGUACUUUCAAUAUUCGUAUAUCCUGGCGCACUUCGAUAUCAGCGAUCUCUCGGUUUUCGUAGACGGCCUGAGCAUCACGUUGGGCUAUAGCCUGUCGUUCCUCAAACUGAUCAAUCUCUGGUACAAUCGUCGAAAGUUGUACGUCAUUCUGGAUACGAUGGACAAAGAUUGGAGCGACGGGAUUGCAAUCCGUUCGGACGUAUCCACGAUGAUCAGACACGCCAACUUGUCUCGUCAAUGUUCUAACGUGAUGAUCACGACGAAUGCGUUGGCCGUGUUCUUUUACGUGAUCGGCGGUCCAAUAUUCCGAUCGAUGAUUCAAAGGAACGAUCGCGAAAGUUCAACUCGCGAGCUGCCCAUCAAGAUGGAGUUUCCCUUUAAGGUCAACGACUCCCCGAUUUUUGAGCUGGUAUUGAUAGCCCAAUUUUUUCAUGAUUUAUCUGUGGCUUGUGUCAUCGCUAUGCUAAACGCUUUGCUCGUUACGCUGGUACUACAUGUAAGUGGUCAAAUUGAUAUUAUGCGGCAUGGCUUCGUGGAAAUUUCCUCUAAGAAGCACACAUCAAGAUCUUCUCUAACUGCUAUUAAAGACUUGAUUAACAGACAUCAGAGAAUCAUCGAUUUAUCGGACAAUAUUGAAGACCUUUUCUCAAACAUCGCAUUGUUGCAGUUUAUCUGGAAUACUUUAGUCAUCUGUUGCAUAGGCUUUGUAAUCGUAAUAUCUAUCGGUACGGAAGAAGGUGCUACUAUGAUAACAAAAUCCCUCAUCUUUUAUGUCGCGAUAACUCUUGAGGCAUUCGUCUUUUGCUACGCCGGAGAAUACCUCAGCGCUAAGAGUAAGUCCAUCAGCGACGCUGCGUACGAGUGCUUCUGGUACGAUAUGACACCCAGCGAGUGUCGGGUCUUGAUGUUCCUCAUGCUGAGAUCACAGAAACGAUUAACCAUCACUGCGGGCAAGAUAACUGAUCUGUCCUUGGAAGGUUUCACGACCGUGAGUUUAUUUGAACCGUCUGGAAAUCACCUGCGCUUUACCGUCUCUCCCCACGAUUAUUCGGAGAGCGACGUUCACGUUGCGCGUUACGGUGCAUUAUUGACAUCUCAAUAGCCAUCGUUUCGUAACGUUCGGUGAUUGUCGAGAACGAUGAAGCGCACAAGUACCAUCAGCCGCCCGGUCGAAAUCGGCCUCCGUUUCAUCGGCAUGUGGCCGGAUUCCGCUUACGCGACUCUUUAUUGGUUAAUAUACAUGGCGACGAUGGUGAUAGUGCAAUAUUAUCAGUACGCGUACGUUCUUACGCAUUUUGACCUGAGCGAUAUCUCGCUCCUCAUGGACUGUCUCGGUCUUACCCUGGCGUACACUCUCGCUUUUCUCAAGCUCUUUGCCUUAUGGUGGAACCGCCGGAUAUUUUACUAUAUUGUAAAAGUGAUGGAUCAGGAUUGGAAAGAAUGCGUCAUCAACGGUUCAUAUAACGCCACAAUGAUGAACGUGGCGGAUAUAUCACGUCGUUGCUCCAACGUGAUGAUUACUAUUAACGCUUUUGCUGCGUUUUUUCUAUCAAUCGGCGAGCACUUGCUUCAGUCGAUGGACAACGCCAGUGGAGUUGACAAUAAUUCUCGAGAACUCCCUAUAAAGAUGGAGUUCCCUUUCGAUAUCAGCGACUCCCCGAUUUUCGAGUGCUUUUUAAUCGGGCAAUUCUUUUACGAAUUGGUGCUGGCUUCUAUAGUUGGUAUAAUGAAUGCGUUACUCGUUUCAUUGAUACUUCACGUAAGCGGUCAGAUUGACAUUAUGCGACAAGACAUAAACGAAAUUUCCAGCAGAAAACACGAUCCUAGCACAUCCUUAGUUAUUAUCAAAGCCCUUAUUUGCAAGCAUCAGAAGAUUAUUACUUUAUCAGAAAAUAUUGAAAACUUAUAUACUUAUAUCGCAUUAAUGCAACUUUUAUGGAAUACUUUAGUCAUCUGCUGCACUGGUUUUGUGAUUGUAAUCACUAUUCGUACCAACGAUAGUGGGACAACUUCGAUCAAAUCUGUGAGUUUUUAUAUCGCAAUCACUCUAGAAGUUUUUAUACUCUGUUUUGCCGGAGAAUUUUUGAGCGCCAAGAGUAGGUCAAUUAGCAAUGCGAUAUAUGAGUCACUUUGGUACGAUAUGCCACCGACAAAUAGUCGCAUUUUAUUGUUUGUAAUACUAAGAUCGCAAAAACGAUUGACGAUUACUGCAGGAAAAGUCGUUGAUUUGACUUUGGAAGGAUUUACAAGCAUUAUGAAGGCAUCAGCUUCUUACGUAUCUGUAUUAAAUGCGAUGUAUUAAGUUCAGAAUGACGUUUGUCAAUUGCUAUAUGCGUGCAUAUUCACUGUUGCCUUAGCCACAAUAAUUUUGUUAGACAAUCGUUAUUCUUGGCCAAAUGAAACACAAGUUACAAGAGAAGGCACAAGAUUACUUUAAUAUAAAUUAUUUUUUAUGAAUUC
Molecule: messenger RNA, 5466 nt
Organism: Temnothorax curvispinosus
Lineage: Eukaryota; Metazoa; Arthropoda; Insecta; Hymenoptera; Formicidae
Biological process (GO): sensory perception of smell; detection of chemical stimulus involved in sensory perception of smell
Cellular component (GO): plasma membrane
Molecular function (GO): odorant binding; olfactory receptor activity
Source: RefSeq, a predicted model, not a curated record